CAGCAAACAGCUCACUCUAAGAAGAGGCACGCGCGGCCACCUGGCAGGCGGAGAAGCGCGAUCGGGAGCGCGAGAGAAGCGCGCGACCACAAACUGCACCUGCAGCAGAGACUCGUGCACAGAUAGUGAUUUUUGGAGAUUUGUUGUUGUUGUUGUUUUUAUCUUGUUGUUUUUAUCCGAGCGCUCGGUUCGGGAAGCGAAAGCCAGCGGAGGGAGCAGGAGGGGGAGCAGAAGUUUUUUCAGCCGGACUGAGCUCGCGCUGUUGGGAGAGGAAGGGGGGGCCGAGGAUCGACAGGAAUGUCCCAGAAGGAGAGACCCGCUUUCUACAGACAGGAGCUUAAUAAAACCAUAUGGGAGGUACCUGAGAGGUACCAGAACCUCGCUCCGGUCGGCUCCGGCGCGUAUGGAUCUGUGUGCUCGUCGUAUGACGUAAAGACGGGCCUGAAGGUCGCCGUGAAGAAGCUGUCUCGACCUUUCCAGUCCAUCAUCCACGCCAAGCGCACCUACCGAGAGCUACGGCUGCUCAAGCACAUGAAACAUGAGAAUGUUAUUGGCCUGUUGGAUGUGUUCACACCUGCCACCACGCUCGAGGAAUUCACAGAUGUAUACCUGGUGACUCACUUAAUGGGCGCCGACCUCAACAACAUCGUCAAAUGCCAGAAGCUGACAGACGACCAUGUGCAGUUCCUCAUCUAUCAGAUUUUGCGUGGCCUAAAGUACAUCCAUUCAGCAGACAUCAUCCACAGAGACCUGAAGCCCAGUAACCUAGCUGUAAAUGAAGAUUGUGAGCUUAAGAUUCUGGACUUUGGCCUGGCGAGACAUACGGAUGAUGAGAUGACGGGCUAUGUGGCCACGCGAUGGUACCGUGCACCUGAGAUCAUGCUCAACUGGAUGCAUUAUAAUAUGACAGUGGACAUCUGGUCUGUGGGCUGCAUCAUGGCCGAGCUUCUCACUGGACGGACCCUGUUUCCUGGCACUGAUCAUAUAAACCAGCUCCAGCAGAUAAUGCGCCUGACUGGAACUCCUCCAGCCUCACUAAUAAGCAGGAUGCCCAGCCAUGAGGCCAGAAACUACAUCAAUUCUUUGCCGCACAUGCCAAAGAGGAACUUCGCAGAUGUAUUCAUAGGUGCCAACCCAUUAGCUGUGGACUUGCUGGAGAAGAUGCUGGUUUUGGACACGGAUACACGGAUCACAGCGUCAGAGGCGCUGGCGCACCCGUACUUCGCGCAGUACCACGAUCCAGACGACGAGCCUGAAGCUGAGCCGUACGACCAGAGCUUCGAAAGCCGAGAGCUAGACAUCGAAGAGUGGAAGAGGCUGACAUAUGAGGAAGUCCUCAGCUUUGAGCCCCCAGUGUUUGAUGGAGAUGAGAUGGAGUCAUGAGUCUUUUCUUGCUUCCUGGAGCGACAGAUGCUGCCUCAUAACCACCUUUCAAACUGAAAAAAACCACAUGCACACACCAAACACAUACACAGCAUGACAUUAAAGGAACAGUCUGACCAAAACCGUUAAUGCUCCCCAUGAAUGGACGCUGUGGCCUUAGUGUAGGACCUUGCUCACCAGGGGCCAUCGGCUUCCGUUAGUAGUUUAGGAUUAUUACUGUCGCUUGGUCACACUGCUCCUUUAAAAGUGCCUGUGCCAUUAUUCAAUACUGGUUUCCUAAUCAUCAAAGACUAUUUACAGGUGGAGAACACACACACAUGCCUCCACUAUGGACACUGAGAAUGUAGAGUAUUACUGAGUAAUAUUUUUUUUCUCUGUUGCUGUUAUUGGCUCUGUUUUCUUUCUAUCGGUUUUCACUUUUUAACUGUCAUUUUAAAAUGAUAGUCUAAUUUUCAUAAGAAAUAUUAUUAUUUAAAUGUAAAGUUUGGGGCGGGAGGGGGAGAGGCGAAGGAGUCAUAUCUGUGUAGUUACAACAAUUUUUGUCACAAAAAAACACAUCCCCACUUUCGGCCGGUACAGUAACAAUGGCCAUGCAGCAUUCUUAAACGAGACACGGUAGUGUUUUUAGAGCUGUAAAUAAAACAUUAUGAUUCUGUUUUUUUUGUGUGUGUAAAUAAAUGAGAUUGUGUCGGAGUGUUAGUUUUAAAGGAGAUCCAUCUGCUGUUGUUCAUCCAGGAAAGGAAUCAAUCAGUGAAUGUAAAAUAGACUGUGGGAUUUGAGGGAUGAGCUCAUUAAGAGUCUGUGCAUCAACACAGUCCCUUUAUCGCUUAAGCAGCAUAGGAUUCUGGAUGGUCCAUGUUUUUGCUCCUUACCAGCUCCAGCCCUCUAAAUUACGCUCAUUUUGAGCUGGAAUGGAUAGUAGUUUGGAUAACACCAUGCAACUGCUACAAUAUACUUUGUUCUUCCAAAUUCUAGAAAGUAGUGCUUGAUAAGCAAAAGAAUGUCUGGCUUCCUUCUUACUCACAGGCUGCAGGUUGAUUGUGGGAUUUAAUUUUUUUCUAUUUAUAAAUAUGAAAAUUUACCACAUUCAAGUUGCAUCAUACAUUUGUUUCAGGUACCAUCCUUAAAUGAAAUGUGCACCUGCCAUCUGUCUUACAGCCUGGCUGUUUGGCCUUUUUUUUUUUUGUGCUGUAUCAUAUUUAUUUAUAUUGUUUUUCAUAAUGUGGAAUUUAAACAGAACACUGCUCGGUCAGUCAAAUGGGUAAACAACACUGUGCCAAGUGUUUAGCAGAGUCACUAUAGUGCAAUCGUAACUCUGGGUGUCCUGUAACGUUAAAUCUUUGCCAGGAUGCUUUUAAUAAAAAAAUAAAAAAAUAAAAAAAGCAGCUCGAUUAUUCUCAUUUGCUGUUUUUUUUUUUUAAACAGGUCUCGGUGCUGCUCGAGACUGUCAAUCUGAGCCAAAAUCUGUGUGUGAUCCAAUUUAAGCACAGAAGACCAAACUCCAAUAAUGUGGGUACAUCCUAACCCCUGUACUACUUCUACUGAAUAGGACGAGACAGAAAUACAGAAAUACAUACAUACUAUACCUGCAUACAUGCGAGUGUCAUACUUUUAGAUAUUCCAGUUAAUGGGGCUUGGGACACAGACUUUCUGAUUUUCUUUCCUUUUCUUUUCUGAACACAGUAAACCGUGCCAGCAUCUAACUUAUUAUAUUAGUAAUAUUUGUUAAGAUUAUUUUGAGUGUGUUUUCCAUGGUGUAUAUUCUGAAUUUAAUUUUAGCAAGAUUCUGUUUUAAGCAUGAUUAGCAAUGCGUGAGGGAAUUUAAGGCUGUUUUUGUAUGUUUACAAUAAUUCAUUAAAAAUCACCAAAGUGGUCAGUCACACACCAGGUUAUCCAAACUGUGUUGUUUUCAUGUGGUCUCUUUGUAAUUACAAAAGGAAAGACACGGAGUCCUUUUGUACCACUUGGCUAAUCCAUCAGUGCAAGCAGCUAACAACCUGUAAACCACUGGUAGUACAAUAAAGGCGAUUAUUAUUUUUCAA
Messenger RNA from Clarias gariepinus (North African catfish), 3425 nucleotides. It is a transcript of the gene mapk14b, whose product is annotated as mitogen-activated protein kinase 14b. Gene Ontology annotation, cellular component: cytoplasm; nucleus. The coding region runs from base 298 to 1383 and encodes 361 amino acids. NCBI's taxonomy places the organism in Eukaryota, Metazoa, Chordata, Actinopteri, Siluriformes, Clariidae. The record is from RefSeq and is a predicted model, not a curated record. Gene Ontology annotation, biological process: protein phosphorylation; intracellular signal transduction. The transcript is spliced from 12 exons. Gene Ontology annotation, molecular function: ATP binding; MAP kinase activity.